Molecule: messenger RNA, 1854 nt
Organism: Coniophora puteana RWD-64-598 SS2
Lineage: Eukaryota; Fungi; Basidiomycota; Agaricomycetes; Boletales; Coniophoraceae
Product: V-type ATPase
Exons: 11
Coding region: 1-1854 (617 amino acids)
Biological process (GO): ATP metabolic process; proton transmembrane transport
Cellular component (GO): proton-transporting V-type ATPase, V1 domain; fungal-type vacuole membrane
Molecular function (GO): ATP hydrolysis activity; proton-transporting ATPase activity, rotational mechanism; ATP binding
Source: RefSeq, a predicted model, not a curated record
AUGGCUGGCGCACUUCAGAAUGCAAAGCGCGAUCUUCCAAAGAUCAGAGACGAGGACAGGGAAUCAAGAUUCGGCCAGGUCUAUGGCGUAUCCGGUCCCGUCGUUGUCGCCGAGAACAUGACCGGCGCAGCUAUGUACGAGCUCGUACGCGUCGGUCACGACGAACUUGUCGGAGAGGUCAUCCGUAUCGAGGCCGACAAGGCCACUAUCCAGGUUUACGAGGAGACGUCCGGUGUCACUGUCGGCGAUCCUGUCAUGCGCACAGGAAAGCCGCUCAGUGUCGAACUUGGUCCAGGCUUAAUGGGUAACAUUGUUGAUGGUAUUCAGCGGCCUCUUCGCGCCAUUCAAGAAGUCUCCAAGUCCAUCUACAUUCCCCGUGGUAUCAACACCGAAGCCCUUGAUCGAUCUCUCCAGUGGGACUUCACCCCUACCUCCUUCAAGGUCGGUGACCAUGUAUCUGGAGGAGAUAUCUUCGGUGGAGUCUACGAGAAUUCGCUCAUUAACAACCACAAAAUCAUGCUGCCACCUCGCGCAAUGGGUACUAUAACGCACAUUGCCGAGAAAGGUAGUUAUGCGGUUGAUGAUGUGGUUAUGGAGACUGAAUUCCAAGGGAAGACGACAAAGCACACGCUGAUGCAGCUCUGGCCCGUCCGUGCUCCUCGUCCCGUGACCGAGAAGCAAACCGCCGAUUUCCCUUUACUGACUGGUCAGCGAAUCCUGGAUGCUCUUUUCCCUUGCGUACAAGGUGGUACCACCGCCAUUCCUGGCGCUUUCGGCUGUGGCAAGACGGUUAUUUCCCAAGCCUUGUCCAAGUUCUCUAACAGCGACAUCAUCGUUUACGUUGGUUGUGGUGAACGAGGAAAUGAGAUGGCUGAAGUAUUGAUGGAGUUCCCUACCUUGACCAUGGAAGUUGGCGAUCGCCAAGAACCUAUCAUGAAACGCACGACUCUUGUUGCGAACACCUCCAACAUGCCUGUCGCCGCUCGUGAAGCCUCCAUCUACACCGGUAUCACCCUGUCAGAAUAUUUCCGUGAUCAGGGCAGUAAUGUUGCCAUGAUGGCUGACUCCACCUCCCGGUGGGCUGAGGCGCUUCGUGAAAUUUCUGGUCGUCUCGCUGAAAUGCCUGCCGACUCGGGUUACCCUGCAUACCUUGGUACUAAGCUUGCUAGCUUCUAUGAGCGAGCAGGCAAGGUCAGCUGCCUCGGUAGCCCACAGCGGCAAGGUACGGUCUCUAUCGUUGGAGCCGUGUCCCCUCCUGGUGGUGAUUUCUCCGAUCCGGUUACGUCUGCAACACUCGGUAUUGUGCAGGUCUUUUGGGGUUUGGAUAAGAAGCUGGCCCAACGCAAGCACUUCCCAUCCGUCAACUGGAACCUUUCGUAUUCCAAGUAUACUAAGGUGCUUGAACCUUACUACGAGAACACGGCACCGGGCUUCGUGGAGCUGCGUAUGAAGGCAAAGGAGAUUCUCCAGAAGGAGGAAGACCUUGCCGAAAUUGUCCAGCUCGUUGGCAAGAGUGCUCUCGGAGAGAACGAUAAGAUCACGCUCGAGGUUGCGCGAAUGCUUAAAGACGACUUCCUGCAACAGAAUGGCAUAAGUGAAUACGAUCGCUUUUGCCCUUUCUACAAGACAGGCGCAAUGCUUCGCAACUUUGUCUCGUUCCACGAUUCGGCGCAAAAGGCUGUUGUGCAGGGCGAUCUCACAUUUUCGAAGAUCAAGGACUCCGCUAGCGAUCUUAUGUUCAAGCUGUCGCAGAUGAAAUUCGAGUCUCCAUCACAAGGCCAGGAUUCAAUUCAGCAGAAAUUGGACGCCCUUCACACGGAGAUCCAAGAGCAGUUCCGUCAAAUGGUAGAAUAG